AUGAGGGACCUUGGAAAUGGCGAGGGUGACUACGUGGCAGACGCACUAGGGAGAACCAUGCUGCUUCCCACUGACAUGGAUGUACUGAGGAAAAUGAGGAUGCAGGAGGCUCUCCAGGCCACCUAUAGGAUGGAGGAAGAGGUGAAUAAUAAGAGCAAGGCGGCCGAGAAUGAACGCACCAAGCGCAUAACGGCCGCGAAAACUCUCCAAGCCUCUGAGGAUGAACUCACCAAGGCCAAGGCUGACCUAACAGUUGCUAUCAGCGAAAGGGAUAGCGCCUCGGCGGGCCUAGCUAGCACCCAAAAACAGGCCGUGGACCAAACAAAACGUCUACUUAAAGCCGAGGAUCAGUUGCAAAUAGCUAAAGAUCUGAUCGAGGAUUUAAAUAAAAAGCUGGCCGCGGCCGAGCAUGACAAAGGUGUGGCGGAAUAUGCCCGUGACGAAGCCAUAAGGGCCAAGCGUGAAGCCGAGUUUGCCAGAAAUGAGGCUGAGGUUGCCAAGGAAACGGCCGAGGAUGACGGUUAUAAUGUGGGGGUAGCUGAAACCCAAGCCAUCCUUAAAGCCCAGAUUCCCGGAGUAUGUAGGCUUUACUACUCCCAGGUUUGGGAAGAGGCAUUGAAGCGAGCUGGGGUGAACGCUUCAUCCGAUUUGUGGAAGGCGGAGAACAUAUUCUACCCUACAGCCAUCCGUGAGGCCACUUCCUCCAGCUCCGUGGCUAAGGGUGACCAACCCGAGGAAGGGGUCGCUCAGUCGGAAGACUUACAGGUUGGCGGCUCUCCUGGCAAGACGCUCAAAGAGGGAGAACUUCAGGAUGUGAUAGAAAUAUCUCAGCAUACGGAUCCUGAAGCACCUAAAGAGGUUACUGAGCCCGUGGUUGGUACUCAGAUGCCUAAUGCUGAGGAACCAGCCAUACUUGCUUAG
This is a messenger RNA of Quercus lobata, 921 nucleotides long. RefSeq lists its product as uncharacterized. Lineage: Eukaryota; Viridiplantae; Streptophyta; Magnoliopsida; Fagales; Fagaceae. Bases 1 to 921 code for a protein of 306 amino acids. The transcript has 2 exons. The record is from RefSeq and is a predicted model, not a curated record.